CUAAUUUGUUUCUAGGCUGUUUUGGGUGACCUUUCCAAAAUGUGCUCCGGAUUUUGUCUGAGAAUUUUCUUUGCCUUGUUUCCUGCUUAUGUAAGUUGUUUGGGGAGUUAUGAUGGGAACAUGUCAACCACUAAUAUGCAAAGUGUUCCAGUACGUACUUUCCCAGAGAUGGGUUCUGAGGUGAAACAAGUUGGAAAUUUAAUUGACCUACCCAACAAUCAAGACAACCACGGACAUUAUGAUAGUUAUCAAAAAGAGAAACUGUUUGAGGGAUCAAGUGUAACAUCAGAUGUAAAAGAUUGCCAAACUCGCACUGAAAGUGACAAUCAGGACAAUAUGAUUAAGCCCUUUGCAUCUGUUCCAAACUAUAAUUUGUUAGGUUUUGGUCAACCCCCUUCUCAAUAUGAGUCUAAUGCACUUACUGAUGUCUUCAAAAAUGUCCAGCCUGUUAGCCAGCUGGCUUAUACUUCUCAGGGUAGAUCCACCUUGAUGGAAACCCCAAAAGUACUGGGUUUUAAGACCUUCAAACCCUCUAAAAGUGAAUCUAGUUAUGAGGCCAUUAAAUCCUCAGCUGCUGGAUCUAGCAAGAUCUUUGCAGUGCAGGCUCCUAAACAUGCAUAUGACCGUGUAAUGUUUAAGCCUCAAGUUUCUGCAGAUGCACUUGUAGGAGACCCAAAGUGGACUCAAUCCAAUUCCAUCCUCAGUCAGUUUUCAAAACAGCAUGGCGCUUCUCACAGAACUGAGAGUUUUAGGAAAUUCCAGGCAGCUGGUAGCACGUAUGGUCCAAUCCUAAUGGGAGCACCUGUGCAUUCAAAGACCAAUCCAAGAAAACCCUCCCACGGUGGACUUGCACAUCCAGAGGCCAAGCCUUCGGUUGUUAGCUCGGGGCCAAUUGUCAUAUUACAGGGUAGUGAAAGUACUCAAGGACUUGGGAGUACACUUCCAAAUUCUGUAAAACCUAAGUGGUUUCCCAGUAAUGUUGACUUCAAUCAAUAUGUGACCCCUCGAUCCAGUCAGAUCUCUAGUGUUGCCUUGAAUGUUGGCGGCCGACAUAGUAAGUUAUGGCAUGCACCUCUUUACAAUUCAAUGAGACAAGGUCAAAACAGUGCUGGCCCUAAGCCACUGAAACGGUCUGGAAGUGGCUGUAGAGAUGAUGUUGGUAAAUAUUCAGUUGCUAGUUCUAGUGAGUUUCGUUUGAGAGCUCUUGAAAGUGCUGAUGGAGGCAAAUCAGUCCCUUACUAUGAGUCUCGUGAAGAUGUCCAGAAAAUGGUAAUGUCCAGUAACCCUAGAAAGUUUCAGAAAACCUACAAUACACAGCAUAAUGUGGUUAAAUCCUCUAUUACCAGUUCUGGGGAGAUUCGUAUGAUGUCAAAUCCUUCUACUGUCCAAAAUAAAACGCACUCCAUUAAGCUGCAAGUUACAUCAAAACCAAAUGCUAGCUCUCCAGAGCAUAGGGCAACGUUUCCGUCCAUUCGGACUGCUCUUCAAUACCAGCCUUUUGACGCUUACCUAAAUUCUAGAAAUGUCCAGCCAACCACUGCCAGCCCACCACAGAGUGGUUAUAAGGUCUUCUCUUCUUUUAUGGGAACUUCAUACAAACCAGGGUCGGCACCCCCAAAUGCUUUAAGCGAAUCAAGAUUUAGUGCCACUAAACCCUCUGUUGCUGAUGCAAUACGUGUAAGGCUUAAUAAAUGGCCCAAAAGCAUCUUUGGUAACCAUCAGAACCAAUGGGCUUCUCGUAACGAUGUUGGUGCUUUGACUGCUAACAGUGGUGCUCUACAGAGUGUUUUGCCUUCAAGUGACCUAGGUCACAGGCAAGUGCAAAAUGUACAUGACAUAAUCACCAUUCCAGACAUGUUUGGCAAAGGUGUUAUUCGAAGGCUUUCUGCAAUUUCCAGCAGCUAUAGACCAGCUUCGCAAAACCAAGCUCAGGGAGGGGAUUCCUCUACCCCUGAAUGUGAUGUGACCCAAAAUCACGGGUCGGGUGUUGGUCAACAGGGCCCAUUUCAAGGAGUGAAAUACACGUCAUCUAGCAGCAGUUCCCAACAUCUGCUAUAAACCAUGGUUUGGUUUGUGUCUGGGGAAGCUGAUAGUCAUCAAGCUCCGGUCUCUGCGAGGACUCUGGGAGGCUGUGACUGAUCCCGUGCGCUGCUGUUCCAUGAUCAUUUAAAUUGAGGACACAAAGAACUGUCCUGGCAAUUUAUGUCAGUACUAUGUAACGCACCAACCUUUUAAAAAAGUAUAUUUCAUGUUAAUAAAAACCAUACUAAUGCAGAUUUAUUAUCUUUAUCUCUAAUGUUAAGGACAUUUGAAUCCUGUUGUGUUUUUAAAAGCUACUUAAAUGUGUGAUGUCUGUUAUGCCACAACAUGUUUAGUACCUGUGUGAUGUCUGCUAUGCCACAACAUGUUUAUACUUGUGAACGUGAGCAUGUUUUAAAUGGAACAGAAGUGUAUUAAUUUUCUCACACAUGCCUGCUUUCCCUACAUGGUAUUAAACUGCAGUAUACAGCUAAACGUUUCGGACAGUAGUCUUAUAUGCUGUGCUGUCACAUCAUUACUGUAUGGCUUAUGUUUAAAGCAUUGCUGUGGGGUGGUCAACAAUGUUGAGCUUUUUUGCAGCUUUGCAGUAUUUCUGUUUAAAACUGUACAAAUUAAAAGUUCAGAUGCA
Triplophysa rosa is the source of this 2668-nucleotide messenger RNA. RefSeq lists its product as uncharacterized. The record is from RefSeq and is a predicted model, not a curated record. Bases 40 to 2058 code for a protein of 672 amino acids. NCBI's taxonomy places the organism in Eukaryota, Metazoa, Chordata, Actinopteri, Cypriniformes, Nemacheilidae. The transcript is spliced from 5 exons.